CGUGAAGCAGUCAUCCAUCAUGGCCCUGGUAUUGAAAGUGUUUUGCUGGCAUGUAUGUAGCAGCUGUGCACAGUUGAUGAAAGGACAGCAGUUGCUGAAUUCAGGAUGAAUGAGAUGAACCUGAGUCCUGUGGGCAUGGACCAGCUCGGUGUGCCCCCGGUCAGUGCCAGUCACCUGGGUCUGCCCACUUCUCCCACACACAAUCCCAUUCCCACUCCAGGCAUGCCAGUGGCCAUCCCCAGUUUGGGUCCUUCCCUUGGCUCCCUGCCUUCUGCCCUGUCUCUGAUGCUGCCCAUGGGUCCGCUGAGUGACAGAGGGGUGAUGUGCGGCCUGCCUGAGAGGAAUUAUUCCCUGCCGCCUCCCCCGUACCCUCACCUGGAGAGCAGUUACUUCAGACACAUUCUGCCAGGUAUUUUGUCCUACCUGGCAGACCGUCCACCUCCGCAGUACAUUCAUCCCAGCAGCCUCAACCUGGACGGGACCCUUUCUGUGGCCAGCAACAAUCCCUCCGGUCUGGACCCUUACAGUGGACCUGGGGGCCCCCUGGAGCAGGGACUGGUGCCCAUGGACUCAAGACAGGUCAGUGGGCAGGGGGACCUCCACCAGACUGGCCCUCAUGAGCUGGACUCUACAGGGUUAUCUAUGGAGUCUCGUGUCAGCAGUCCUCUGUCCCCCGACCGGAUGGGGGAGGAGCUGGCGAGCAUGGAUGGAGUCGGAGUGGUGGCGGUGUCUGAUGCCCAGCAGCAGCUAGGAGGGGGGAGGCAGCCUCACGAAGGCCUGACAGGCGUGGACUCUUCUGGCAGGGUGAUGCCCCUCCACGGACCCCCAGUGCUGGAACUACCAGUGGUUAUAGAACCGAAUCAUAUGGGGGGUAGAGUGGGGAGCUCGGGGGGAGGUGGGGCGGGGGGCCUUGGCGAGCAGCUCCACACUAACGGGGAGAUGAACACGGGCGUCGUGAGCGUGGUGCUCACCAGCUCCAUGGCCAACCAGAACCAGCUGGAGCCGGUGUCUCUCCACGGACACUCGGGGCUGGGGCUGGAGGCUGUGAAUGUGUCCCCCAUCACUGCAGAGGUGUCGCUGGGCUCAGACAACAACCUGGUGCUGGUCAACUCCACCCUGCAGCUGGAGGACUCUGCUCCAAAUAAGGAGAACAUGGUCGCCGCCUUCGCCGUCUGGUGCACAUUAUGCGAGCGCUCGUACACCUCAGACUGUCCGGAACAUGGCCCGGUCACGUUUGUCCCGGAUGCACCGAUCCAAAGCAGGGCUCGCCUGUCUCUGCCCCGUCCUCUGUGCCUUCGCAUCUCAGUGGCCGACGAACCGCUCGGAAUCUUUGCGCGGGAUGUCAUUCCUCCGAGGACCUGCUUUGGACCGGUGGUGGGUCAACACUGUAGCAACGUGGAUCUCUCUGAUUGGCCAGAGAAGGAAACGCCUCAGACAUGGAAGAUGUAUCACAACAACGUUCUGGAGUUCUACAUCGUGACCGCAGAUGAGAACGAAUGCAACUGGAUGAUGUUCGUCCGUAAGGCGAGGACCCAUGAGGAGCAGAAUCUGGUGGCAUAUCCUGCCAACGGAAAGAUCUUCUUCUGCACAACUACAGAGAUCCAUCCGGACCAGGAGCUGCUGUUCUAUUACAGCCGAGACUACAGCAGACUGAUGGGUGUUCCUCAGGUGCCUGAAGGUCAGAUCUGUCAGUGCGGUAAAGAGUGCUCGUCCUUCUCCGAGCUGAAGUCUCACCUGAGCAGCCACAACCAGCCGGGGCACGACCACAGCCCGCCGCAGCAGGACCACUCUCAGCAACAAGCAGCACGUCAGCAGCAGACGGAGCAGCAGCCUCGGCACGUUCACCAGGAGGAGAAGCUCUCCAACGGAACCUCCAGCUCCUCCUCCUCUCCGUGGCCUUGCAACAGUCAUCCCGCGGGACAACCAAACAACAACAGGAGCAGAAACUCCAGCAGUGUCCCGCCCAGAGCAAAAGGCCGGGGUAACGUCCGGGAGAAGAAACAUCAGUGCAGCAUGUGUUCCCGGGCUUUCAUCACGUCCUCGAAGCUCAACGUGCACUUCAUGGGUCACGUCGGGAUGAAACCUCACAAAUGUGAAUACUGCAGCAAGGCCUUCAGCGACCCCAGCAACCUGAGGAUGCACCUGAAGAUCCACACCGGUCAGAAAAACUACAAAUGCACGGUCUGUGAGAAGUUGUUCACUCAGAAAUCUCACGUGGCUUCUCACAUGUUGAUCCACACGGAAGCGGAGAAGCUGAAGUGUGACCUCUGCGAGCGAACGUUCAUCAGAAAAUAUGACCUGAAGCAGCACAUGCUCUCUCACACACACGAGAGUCGGAUUCAGUGCCCGAAGUGCAACAAACGCUUCCUGAAAACCAACCACCUGAAGAAACACAUGAACUCCCACGAGGGCAAACGAGACUUCGUCUGUGAGAAGUGCCACAAAGCUUUCCUCACCAAGUACCACCUCACGCGCCACCUCAAGAUCUGCAAGGGGCCGAAGACGAAGAGAACGAGUCGUAAAGAGCAGAACGUCGAGGAGGAGGAAGACGAGGAUGAAGAGGAGGAGGAGGAGGAGGGGGAGGAAAGCAGAGAGGGAGGAAGAGGUGAGGAAAGACUUAUAGAUGCAGCCAACGAUGAAGACUGUGGUUUAGAUGUUGAUUAUAACUCAGAUAAGUCCCUAUCACCUUCUCAGAGAUGACGCUGUGCCUCUAUUUAUUUACUUUAAAAAUAUUUACCUCUUACAUCCGCUUUAACAAAACAUUUAUAAAAACUCCAAUUUGUUUGAGUUAUUAAAAAUGAAUUUUUUCUCAUAAAUCUGGUGCUGCUAAAAUCUUUUGAUUUAGAGAACUCUUUUUAAACGAUUGUACAAGUUUUUAUUCAGUUAG
Messenger RNA from Nematolebias whitei (Rio pearlfish), 2887 nucleotides. RefSeq names its product PR domain containing 4 (gene prdm4). Bases 106 to 2700 code for a protein of 864 amino acids. Gene Ontology annotation, molecular function: RNA polymerase II cis-regulatory region sequence-specific DNA binding; histone deacetylase binding; DNA-binding transcription factor activity, RNA polymerase II-specific. NCBI's taxonomy places the organism in Eukaryota, Metazoa, Chordata, Actinopteri, Cyprinodontiformes, Rivulidae. The transcript is spliced from 12 exons. Gene Ontology annotation, cellular component: nucleus; cytoplasm. The record is from RefSeq and is a predicted model, not a curated record. Gene Ontology annotation, biological process: regulation of transcription by RNA polymerase II; cell fate commitment.